Messenger RNA from Cavia porcellus (domestic guinea pig), 1252 nucleotides. RefSeq names its product heat shock protein family B (small) member 2 (gene Hspb2). Gene Ontology annotation, cellular component: cytoplasm; nucleus. The record is from RefSeq and is a predicted model, not a curated record. NCBI's taxonomy places the organism in Eukaryota, Metazoa, Chordata, Mammalia, Rodentia, Caviidae. Bases 506 to 1057 code for a protein of 183 amino acids. Gene Ontology annotation, biological process: response to heat; negative regulation of apoptotic process; protein refolding. Gene Ontology annotation, molecular function: structural constituent of eye lens. The transcript is spliced from 3 exons.
GCUUCCCUAGCUUUCCCUCCACUCGCCGGCACCCUCCCCCACCCUUGUUCUCCGGAGCUGGGACUCAGGAAUCCCAAGCAGGCAGGGCCAUGGCCACCCCUCCUCCUCUCCAGCCCUGCAUGCCAGGGGAACUGGGCCAGCAACUAUCUUGGGCCUGGGCAGGGACUGGAAUCUUCCUAGGCAGGGCCAAGGGGACAUUAACUCUUUGUGGGUCUCUGAAGAAGUGCAAUGGCAGCCAACCUGUCAGUCAGUACCAGGCAUCUGAGUGCUGCCCCAGGUUGACCUGAGUUCAGGAAAAGACCUUGACCUUAAUCUGAGUACAGAGAUUGCCCUCAAAAGGGACGGAAAUUUUUCUCGCACCUUUCCCGCUCUGAGACUAGCAGGACAUUAUGAAGCCUCAAGUGUUUUAUGAAAUGGGGUGCACCGCGGCUGCAGCGGAGGAGAAAAGCUGGAGGGUCGCGCUGAGCCUGUUGGGGCUGCACCUCAGACCAGGGCCACUGCAGCUAUGUCUGGCCGCUCGGUGCCACAUGCCCACCCGGCCACCGCCGAGUACGAAUUUGCCAACCCGAGCCGCUUGGGCGAGCAGCGCUUCGGAGAAGGCCUCCUGCCGGAAGAGAUCCUGACCCCCACCCUCUACCAUGGCUACUAUGUCCGGCCUCGGGCUGCCCAGGCUGGGGAGGGCAGUAGGGCAGGGGCAUCGGAGCUUAGGCUCAGUGAGGGCAAGUUCCAGGCGUUUCUGGAUGUGAGCCACUUUACCCCGGAUGAGGUGACUGUGAGGACUGUGGACAACCUGCUGGAGGUGUCUGCCCGCCACCCCCAGCGCCUGGACCGCCAUGGCUUCGUGUCCCGAGAGUUCUGCCGCACCUACGUCCUGCCUGCUGACGUUGACCCCUGGCGGGUUCGAGCUGCUCUUUCCCACGAUGGCAUCCUUAACCUGGAGGCCCCUCGGGGUGGCCGACAUUUGGACACAGAAGUCAAUGAGGUCUAUAUCUCCCUGCUCCCUGCGCCUCCUGACCCAGAGGAAGAGGAGGAGGAGGCAGCCGGAGUUGAGCCCUGACUGCUGAAGAUCCAGCAUCAGCAAAUCCCUUUCCACUUCCCUCCGUGAUUGGAGCAGGUGCCCACCACCAGAGGUAGUGGCAUCCCUACGGGAAUGGGAAUGCUCCAGGUCUACAGUGUAUGGUUUGGUCCUCGGGACAUGUUAUGGCCUUUGGUUUAGUUCUGGCUGGGGCUGAAUAAACCCAAGUGUCAGGGC